Molecule: messenger RNA, 832 nt
Organism: Lucilia cuprina (Australian sheep blowfly)
Lineage: Eukaryota; Metazoa; Arthropoda; Insecta; Diptera; Calliphoridae
Gene: purple
Product: 6-pyruvoyl tetrahydrobiopterin synthase
Exons: 5
Coding region: 203-706 (167 amino acids)
Biological process (GO): tetrahydrobiopterin biosynthetic process
Cellular component (GO): mitochondrion
Molecular function (GO): 6-pyruvoyltetrahydropterin synthase activity
Source: RefSeq, a predicted model, not a curated record
AAAAACAUCGUCGGCGCAUUGAAGAACAAACCUCAGAGAAGACAACAAAUAAUAAAUUGGAAACAAUUUUAUUUAGUGACUGUAAUUACAUCGAGUAUAAAUAUAAUUAAAACUAAAGCUCUUUUUGUGUGCUAUUUAUUUUCAUUAAAAAGGAAAACAACCAAAGAUAAUAAACAGAUUUAUCAAACAAUUCCCAACAACAAUGGCUCAACAACCUGUUGCUUUAUUAACCCGCAAGGAGACUUUCAGUGCUUGCCAUCGUUUACACAGUAAACAUUUAAGUGAUGCUGAAAAUGCUGAAAUCUACGGUAAAUGCAAUAAUCCCAAUGGCCAUGGACACAACUAUACGGUUGAAGUAACUGUACGAGGUCCCAUAGACAUACGUACCGGUAUGAUAAUGAAUAUAACAGAUCUUAAAUUGGCCAUGGAUGGUGUUAUUUUCAAGCAAUUAGAUCAUAAAAACUUAGACAAAGAUGUGGAAUAUUUUAAAGAUGUGCCUAGUACAACAGAAAAUUUAACCGUAUUCAUAUGGGAGAAUGUACGUCAGGCGCUUAAGCGACCCGAACUCUUGUUUGAGGUGAAAAUUUAUGAAACUGAUAAAAAUUCGGUUACCUAUCGUGGACCUUAUAUACAAAAUGGUCAAUAUUUUAGUAAUAAACGUUCACCUAAAACUAGUUGCAAUAAUAUUUCUUCUGAUUCUGAUUAAAUAUUAAGGAUAAAGAAAUAUAAAAUCUAUUGAUAUUGGAUUUUUUUUUCUUUAACAUUUUGUUGAUAUUAUAUUGAUAUACAGGACUAUUAAACAGCUAUAUUUACUUACAUACAUACACACAUA